Plectropomus leopardus (leopard coralgrouper) is the source of this 2292-nucleotide messenger RNA. It is a transcript of the gene ints9, whose product is annotated as integrator complex subunit 9. The record is from RefSeq and is a predicted model, not a curated record. NCBI's taxonomy places the organism in Eukaryota, Metazoa, Chordata, Actinopteri, Perciformes, Serranidae. Gene Ontology annotation, cellular component: integrator complex. Gene Ontology annotation, biological process: snRNA 3'-end processing.
AGAGAGCGAGAGAAAUCAGGCGAGCGGAGUCACGAAGAAGCCCGCAGGAGGAUGCGCUGUUAGCUAAAGAAGCUCAAUAAAUAAACUAAUUUAUCCGCCGCUGACAGCGUCAACAUGAAGCUGUAUUGUCUCUCUGGUCAUCCGACGUUGCCCUGCAAUGUCCUCAAGUUCAAAUCCACCACCAUCAUGCUGGACUGUGGGCUGGACACCACCUCCGUCCUCAACUUCCUGCCCCUUCCUCUCGUGCACAGUCCACGACUCUCCAAACUGUCUGGCUGGGUCUCUAAGGACGGAUCAAUAAACUUGGAGAAGGAGCUGAAGGAGUGUGCAGGACGAGUGUUUGUGGACUCUCAGCCAGAGUUUUGUCUCCCUGAGAGAGAACUGCUGGAUCUGUCCACCAUCGAUGUCAUCCUCAUCUCAAACUACCACUGUAUGAUGGCGCUGCCGUACAUCACCGAACACACCGGCUUCACGGGGACCGUGUACGCCACCGAGCCCACCCUGCAGAUCGGCAGACUGUUGAUGGAGGAACUGGUGAACUUCAUGGAGAGAGUUCCCACGCAGUCUGCCACCUGCUGGAAAAAUAAAGAAAUACAAAGGAUGCUGCCUGUGCCGCUGAAGGACGCGGUGGACGUGUGGACGUGGAAACGAAGCUACAGCAUGCAGGAGGUCAACUCUGCUCUCAGCAAAGUGCAGCUCGUCGGUUAUUCACAGAAAGUGGAGUUGUUUGGAGCGGUGCAGAUCUCCCCGCUGAGCUCCGGUUAUUCUCUGGGAAGCUCCAACUGGAUCAUUCAGUCUCAUCACGAGAAAGUUUCCUACGUGUCGGGUUCAUCGCUCCUCACCACACAUCCACAGCCGAUGGACCAAAGCUCCCUGAAAAACAGUGACGUUCUGAUUCUGACCGGACUCACCCAGAUGCCCACCGCCAACCCAGACGGCAUGCUGGGAGAAUUCUGCAGCAACCUCGCCAUGACGAUUCGAGCAGGAGGCAACGUGUUGGUGCCGUGCUACUCGUCGGGGGUGAUUUACGACCUGCUGGAGUGCCUGUACCAGUUCAUCGAGAGCGCCAACCUGGGGACCACGCCCUUCUACUUCAUCUCUCCGGUCGCCAACAGCUCGCUGGAGUUCUCACAGAUCUUUGCCGAGUGGCUUUGCCACAACAAGCAAACAAAGGUGUAUCUUCCAGAGCCUCCGUUCCCUCAUGCAGAGUUGAUCCAAACCAACAAGCUGAAGCACUAUCCGAGCAUCCACGGAGACUUCAGCAGCGAGUUCCGUCAGCCGUGCGUUGUCUUCACCGGACACCCGUCUCUGCGCUUCGGGGACGUGGUUCACUUCAUGGAGCUGUGGGGCAAAUCCAGCCUCAACACCAUCAUCUUCACUGAGCCGGACUUUUCUUACCUGGACGCUUUGGCUCCGUACCAGCCACUGGCCAUGAAGUGCGUUUACUGCCCCAUCGACACGCGACUCAACUUCCACCAAGUGUCCAAGCUGCUCAAGGAAGUCCAGCCCCUCCACGUGGUGUGUCCGGAGCAGUACACGCAGCCUCCGCUGAGUCAGUCCCACCGCUCUGACCUGAUGCUGGAGCUGCAGCCUCCUCCCAUGCCCUACAGGCGUUGCUCCGUGCUCAACCUGCCCUUCAGACGCCGCUACGAGCGCGUCUACAUCCUGCCCGAGCUGGCCAACUCUCUGGUGCCAUCGGAGGUUAAACCCGGCGUUUCGUUGGUGAAUGUGUCUGCAGUGCUGCACUCAAAGGACAACAAACACACUCUGCAGUCGGUGCCUAAACCGCCUCCAGUGCCUCCCAGUAAGAAGAGGAAGCGUCUGAUGGAGGAGCCUCCGGCGGGGCAGGCCCCCAAACCCCUGCUGAGCGGCGCUGUGCCCCUGGAAACGUUCCUGCUCACGCUGCAAAAGCACGGUAUCACGGAGGUCAAAGUGGAGGAGACGGCAGAUGGACACAUCCUGCACCUGCAGGCGGAGGACACGCUGAUUCAGCUGGAGGAGGACGGGACGCACAUCGUCUGCGACAACAACGAGCCGCUGCGGACCACGCUGCGAGACCUGGUGCUGCGCUUUCUGCAGAAACUCUGACCGGAAUCCUUUUCGUGCCUCCUCGUGGUUACAGUGUUUGUGCUUUAAUGAACUGUGGAUCGUAAAAAGAGAUGAUGGAGGAGGACGUGAGCCGUGAGCUGGACUGUCCCCGCCUCGGUAACUGCAGCAGUUACUGUAGUUUUUACUGUAAAGUCCACUUAAAUUUUGUAAAAUAGUAUUUUGUAUUAAAAUGUUUUUUUUAAA